CCAAAGUGGAUGUAUUGGAUUUGGAUGGAAACUCCGUGCUUCCACCUGAUGCCAAAUACGAUUGCAAUCUAGUGAUCGAAAAUGGCUGUCAGUCUUGGGAGUGGAAAAGUGGAUGGAAAAGCAGUCCCAAUACAGAAAACUUUCUUGACCCUUAUCCAAUGGUUACUGACUUCCGUUGGAAUGAUUUACCAACUUACUUCACCCACGGAAAAUUUCAAUCCAAAAUUCCAACUCAAGAAUACUUCAGAUUACAUUUUUCAAUUCUGGCGAAUGACUCAGCACAGUUUCUUUUCACAAAUGACUCGACCUUUGAGAAUGGAUACAGAGCUGUUAUCGACGGUUGGGGUAACACACAUCAGUCAGAGUUGCAAUACUGCACGGCUAUUUACAAUGCUAACCUUGAAAAAUGGCCGAUUUGUGAAAUAAAGUUAAAAAUUGUUCAGAACCAAAUAAUUCUGGACGGAGGGAAAAAUUGGGUUCAUGCGGAAGUAAAGUCAGAACAACAGUCUCCCGGCGAAAUUGAGUAUCGAGCUCUGACAAAUACCUUAACAAUCAACUUCCCUGAUUAUAGAAAAAAUAAUUAUCGGACGGAAAAUUAUUUGUCCUUCAGGACAAAUGAAGAAGGGCUCUUGAAACUUCACAAAUACAAUGUGCUUCUGCCUUUUGAAUCAUCAAAAUUAAUGGAAUUGGCCUUGGAAUCUGAUUUGCCGAAUACGCUUUGUAUUGAUUUCGUGUUCCUGACAACAAUGCAAAUAUCACAAGGCAAUCAAGCGUUUAAAAUUGAGAUAAAAAAUGCACAAAAAAUUGUGAUCUUCAAUGAAAACAUCAUAACUAGAAGGAAAAAUGAAUGGACAACAGCAAGGAUAUUUAGAAACGAUAUAAAAUUGAGAAAAGACUGGACGAUUACGUUGACUGCUCACACUCGGGACCUUGUGAUUGGCGGGAUCAAAUUCUGCAAAGAAGGAUUUACGGUUUAUAAGCCGAAAAUUGAGAAUCAAAACCACUGCCAAUCUUUGGUGAAAGAAACAGACACGACGGAACAGGUUGCCGUAUCUAACGUCAAAAAGAUCUGGUCUGAACUUAUUGAUUGCAAGAAGUUAUUUGGAGAAGACUGUUCGGGUACCCGAUUGUGUUACCAGGAAGGAUAUUGCGCUUGCUUUGCUGGAUAUCAAGGAAAUAACUGUGAAAGUCAGUGCCUCGGAACUAUGUUUGGACUAAACUGCUCACAGUUUUCCCAAAGAAAAUGUUUUAAAGAAAACUUCUUUCCAACAAACGGAACGUGUCGCGAAGGGUGCGCCGCUGGAUAUUCUCUUCCUGAUUGCAUCGAUGGAUGCACGGGUAAUAAGUAUGGAAUAAAUUGCUACAAGACAUCCUCGAAGAAAUGCUUGAAUAAUGAUAUAAACCGUGUCGAUGGAAGCUGUUUGCAGGGUUGCGCAGAUGGUUACUACCCCCCGUGUGAAAAAGCAUGUGAACGCAACAGUUACGGAAAAAAUUGUGGGAAUACUUCAUACAAAAAUUGUAAAGAUGAUCAAUUCAACCAUGUAGAUGGAAGUUGUUUGAAGGGGUGUAAAGAGGGAUAUUCCUUUCCGGAUUGCAUUAAUGAAUGCGAGGGUAACAGCUAUGGAGUAAAUUGUUCCAAGACUUCCACCAAGCACUGCUUUGGAGCCAAGCUCAACCGUGCCACCGGAAAUUGUUUGAAUGGAUGUGAAGAUGGAUAUUCUUUCCCAGCAUGCGAGAAAGGAACAAACUCGUCACUGCUAACGCCAUUCACAACCGUGUUGGCGGUUCUAGCCGUGCUCACUGCUCUCGGAGUUUGGUUUUAUCUAAAAAAAUGGAAGAAAACUCAGCCUUCAAACCAACUAUCUACUGUGCAAUUUUCAAAUACAUCUGAAAUUUUAAAAAACGAGAUACCACCAACACCAACUGCUGGAGCAAACCAACUCACUCAUAAUGAUAAAGAUAUUCCUUUAAAUAAGACAUCGACUGACGUCGAAGAAUACUUGCAAAAGGCCCUUACAUUUAACCUCAAGAAAGAGUUUGAGAAAUUUCCGCUCGGCCAAACUCAGUCAUUGAACUGCGGCUCCAAAUCCCAAAAUAAGAGAAAGAAUCGAUACGCAAACUUGGCCGCCUACGACUGUUCUCGGGUUGUACUGGAUCUUCUUCCCGGCGACAAAUACUCUGACUACAUCAACGCAAACUACGUUGAUGGAUUUGAACGACCAAAGGCUUACAUUGCUACUCAAGGACCGAAAAUAUCUACCGUUAACGACUUUUGGAGAAUGAUUUGGCAGGAAAACAUUUCUUUAAUUGUUAUGGUGACAAAUCUGGUAGUAGGUGACAAGAAAAAGUGUGAAAAGUACUGGCCCGACGUCAACAGGGAAGACAUAUACGGCAAAGUAGUAGUUCGCUCAGUUUAUGAAGAAAUAAACGCCGACUACGUAACACGAACUUUAUCAAUCUCCCGCGAUAAUGCGAUCCGACUCGUCCAACAAUUGCACUACACGAGCUGGCCCGACCAUGGAGUGCCUCUUUAUCCGCAGUCGAUGGCUCUUUUCAUGGAUAAAAUUAACCAACACAGGAACAAGAGUCCGAUUUUGAUCCACAGCAGUGCUGGAGUUGGGAAGACUGGCACAGUUAUUUUAAUUGAUGCUUGCCUUCAAAUGUUUCGUUCGCACAAUCGAAUUGAUGUGAUGAGCAUUUUCACAAAAAUGCGGUCUCAACGAGUCAAUUUGGUCGACAAUUUGGCACAAUACGAGUUCGUCCAUUUGGUGCUCUUGGAGAUCAUUGCGAAUCCCAAGUUUGAAAUAAGCUGUGCCAAUUUUCAUGAGGAAUAUUGCCGGUUAAUGUCGAACAACAGUGAAAAGCUCAAGGAGAGCUUUGCAAAACUCGAAGAAAUUUGCGAAAAGGAUUUUCAGAGAUUGGAAACACCUGCUAGAAAUGAUACCGACAAAUGCAGAUAUCCGCAUUUCAUAUCCUCCUCUAACGCGAUCGUUAAAAUUUCCCCAUACGAGAAUGUGGUGACCACGAGCUUUAUCAACGCCGUUACCGUCGACGGAUACAACAGAGCCAAGCAAUUUAUCGUCACUCAAGUGCCGAUGAAAAAUACAGUUGAGGAUUUUUGGAGGAUGAUCGACCAGUUCAACGUCAAGCAAAUCGUUGUUCUCAACGUGCCGCAUAUUUCUGAGGCUGAAUUAAUUCCAACCAAGCAACGCAGAUUCACUUUUGGUACAAUACAGAUUGCGUUAACUGACUCUAGAGAUGACAAUUCCUACAGAACCUUGAAUAUUGAGCUUCAUUGCAAAGGAAAAUGCAAAAAAGUGCGCGUCAUGUGCGCCUCAUUUGGCUGGAUGGCGCAACAAGUUGGUCCACCGAACUUGCAAGCCCUCAUUAGCUUAUGGGGCACUUUGAAAAUUGCUCACGAGGAAGAUAGCAUCACCAUUGUCUGCCAUGACGGGGUGACUGCCAGCGGGCUUUUCCUCGCCAUGGGCUUCGUCAUCGAGAAAAUCAAACUGGAGCAGAAGGUUGAUGCUGGGCUUGCGGUGCGAAUUCUGAGGAAGUCGAGACCUGCCUUUGUUUCCUCAGAAAUCCAGUUUGGGCUUGUAUACGAGGCUGCCUUAAACUUUUUAAACUCGUUUGACACCUACGGUAACUUCAAAAGAUGAGGAUAAUAAUUUUAAACUGUGAUCUUAUCUCUAGAUAUGUAUAUUAAUAAAAUGAUAUACUUUGUUUUAAACCAUAAUCUAUAGCCUGUACUGUGCACAAUAAUAGUAUU
Cloeon dipterum is the source of this 3772-nucleotide messenger RNA. Its product is annotated as receptor-type tyrosine-protein phosphatase alpha-like. The coding region runs from base 159 to 3662 and encodes 1167 amino acids. The transcript is spliced from 24 exons. The record is from RefSeq and is a predicted model, not a curated record. Gene Ontology annotation, molecular function: protein tyrosine phosphatase activity. NCBI's taxonomy places the organism in Eukaryota, Metazoa, Arthropoda, Insecta, Ephemeroptera, Baetidae. Gene Ontology annotation, biological process: protein dephosphorylation.